CGCGGGAAAGGGGAAUUCGUUCACCACCAACAGUCGCUAAAGUUUCCUGAUCGAUUGCUGCGAUCUGUCACAGGUUUUUCUCUCUCUCUAAAACCCUGACAGCAGGCAGCUCGCUCUGCUCUGACUGAAACCUGCACUAAGCUACACCCGUCACUUUCUGUCAGAAUUUUGGAAAGUUACAUGACGCACGGAAGUCGCAGGUAGAAGGUGAGACGGACUCUCCGCCGCUGCCUGCAGUCAAUCUCCGGUCUGUGAACAUAUACCUAAGGACAGCAAGAAGGACACAAACUGGGAAAAAGGUCUGAUGCGUCUCCGGAAUUAGUCAAACUCUUCAGGGUAUUUAGUGACCGGUUAUCACUUGGGUUGUUCUCUCUCUCUCUCUCUCUCUGAGUGUCUCGGUGGGUCUCGCUUUUUUCUCUGGCCCCACAGGAACAGUCCAGUGGGUAAUUAUUAAUAGAUGUCCUGGAUGGAGGGGCCGGUGUUAUGUUGAGCCUUACGACAAACCUGUGUGAGUGUAAUGCGGGCAUGCUGUGUGUAUGUCACAGCAAAGAGCACAUCGCCUCCCUUUGCCAGGCAGCCUCUAGACCACAGCACUGAGCAGGACAUGUCUACCAGGCAGCGGGCAACAGCAUGAAGCCACUAGCGCUCUCCCUGCUCUUUCUCUGGCCAUCCCUCGUCUCUCUGAAUGGGGCAGGGGAUGGGACCUGGGCGAGGUUUGCCAGCCUGCCUUACCCGGAGGACAACCUGUUCCUACAUGAUACCUUCCCUGAGGGCUUCAUCUGGUCUGUGGGCACAUCAGCUUACCAGACAGAAGGGGCCUGGCAGCAGGAUGGAAGAGGAGCGUCCGUCUGGGACACCUUCACCCACAAACAGCUCAGUGUCAACGGGGAUGUGGCCAGUGACAGUUACAAUAACAUAGAGAGGGAUAUUUCCGCCAUCCAAACUUUGGGUGUCACACAUUACCGCUUCUCCAUCGCCUGGGCCAGGAUCUUCCCAGAUGGCCUGCUCUCAAGCCGCAAUGAAGUUGGGCUCAGAUUUUACUCACACUUCAUUCAGAGACUCCGAGAUAUAGGCGUUGAGCCCAUAGUGACUUUGUACCAUUGGGACCUGCCUCAGGCUCUCCAGGACAGCUAUGGAGGCUGGAUUAACGAAACCUUGGUAGAGCGCUUCAGUGAAUACGCCUGGUUUUGUUUCGAGUCUUUCGGGCACCAGGUGAAGUAUUGGAUCACUAUCGACAACCCUUACGCCCUGGCUUGGCACGGAUAUGGCACGGGAAAGCUUGCUCCUGGUAUCAGGGGAACCCCACAUGUACCCUACACAGUGGCACAUAAUCUGAUUAAGGCACACUCCAAGACUUGGCAUAUCUACAAUGAACAUUUCCGCCAAUCUCAGCAAGGUCUCGUGUCAAUUGCUUUGGCUUCUCAUUGGGUUGCGCCAAAAAAUGGGGACAUAACCCCUGAAGCUGUGCAGCUUUGCCAGUGCUCUAUCAACUCUGUACUGGGUUGGUUUGCGAAACCAAUAUUUGUAGAUGGCGAUUAUCCAGAGUGUAUGAAGAAUAACCUCAAAUCGCUGUUGCCAGCCUUUAACGAUGGAGAGAAAUUGGAAAUAAAGAAAACAGCUGAUUUUUUUGCACUUUCAUUUGGACCACUAAGUUUUCGACUUUUGGACUCAAACCUGUUAUUUAACCAGUCAAAAAAAUAUCUUCUGAGGCAGCUUCUCUAUUGGAUUCACACUGAAUACAACAACUCAAAAAUAUUCAUUGUAGAAAACGGCUGGGACGACAGCAGCGGCAGCACGAAGACUGAGGAUGUUUAUAACAUGUAUCCUUUAAAGACCUUUCUCAUGGAUGUACUGAAAGCAAUUAAGUAUGAUGGAAUUGAUGUCAUUGGAUACACAGCAUGGUCACUAGUAGAUGGUUUUGAAUGGGAUGCUGGUUACAAUACCCGACGAGGAUUGUUUUAUAUUGACUUUCAAAGCAAAGAGAAGGAGAGAAUGCCAAAAUCAUCUGCUUUUUUCUAUCAGCAAGUGAUAGAAGACAAGGGAUUCCCACCUAUACCAGAAAACAAACCUAUUACAGGAACCUUCCCCAACAGUUUUGUAUGGGGCAUCUCUGAAGAUGUCAUACAGGUAGAAACAUCUCCUACAACCCCUCAGUUUGUUGAUCGCAAUAUCUACAAAUGGGACAUUAAUGGUACUGGAAGGUUGCUGAAAGUCAAAGGAGUAAUGGGCCAACUGCGUAAGGCUCAGUGCACUGAUUACAGCACUAUCAGACAAGAAAUUCUCCUCUUGAAGAAUACACAUGCCACUCACUUCCAAUUCUCCCUCAACUGGUCACUGAUCCUACCGACUGGCAACACCACACAGGUGACCAGAGCAAACCUGCGCUAUUAUAAAUGCUACGUCAGUGAGCUUCUACGUGUGAAUGUUACUCCGGUCGUUGUUCUAUAUCAUCCUACUCUUGAAGAUCAGCGUUUGCCGUCAGUGUUAGAGAACAAUGGGGGCUGGAUAAACCCAGAAACAAUUCAGGCUUUCGUGGAAUAUGCCAGGUUAUGUUUCAGACAGCUGGGAAACAAAGUGAAGUUCUGGAUAACAAUGAGUGAGCCAAAUGGCAUAAAGCACAUAGUAGCACACAAACCAAACUUCACCAUUUUAGGCCACAAUUUAAUCAAAGCACAUGCUUUAGUCUGGCAUCUCUAUAACAAUGAAUUUCGUAAGACUCAAAAGGGGCAGAUCUCAGUUUCCCUUCAUGCUGAUUGGGUAGACCCGGCCAACCCUUUCUCUAGGAAUGAUAUAGAAGCAGCUGCUAGAAGUUUAGAGUUUGAUAUUGGUUGGUUUGCAGAGCCUAUUUUUGGCACUGGAGACUACCCAUUCAUCAUGCGAGACUGGCAGAGCCAAAGGCAAAACACUGGAUGGCACAAUUCUUAUUUGCCUUACUUCACAAAUGAAGAGAAAGAGCUAAUCCGUGGCUCUGGUGAUUUUGUGGCGUUGAACCACUACACAACUCAUAUUAUACAUCUAGAAGGUCAAACUGGAGCCCAGACUGGUUAUGAGUUCAAAGUGCAGCACCUGAAAGAUACUACUUGGUUGGCAUCACCAGAUGGAAAAGCAGUUGUGCCAGGGGGUUUACGUAAACUCCUCAGGUGGAUAAAAUCAAAAUAUGGCAACAUCCCAAUUUAUAUCACAUCAAAUGGCAUUGAUGAUGAUUCACCCUCCAAAGACAAGUUGCGUGUUUACUACAUUCAGAGUUACAUUAAUGAAGUUUUGAAAGCCUUAAAAUUAGAUGGAGUAAACAUUCGCGGGUAUUUUGCUUGGGCCUUAAGAGAUAUUGAUGAACCAAACUAUGGCUUCUACGCUUCUAAUCGAGCAGCUAAGCUCUCUGUUGAACAUUACAGAAGAAUUGUAGAUAAUGGCGGAUUUCCAACAUCAAAAAUCACCAGUACAAAAUGUUAUCAAGACUUAAAUUCUUCUUCAAAAUGCAAUCCUUCAUUCUUCAGAAAACAGUUGCUAAUAUUUGCAUUAUGUGGUAGAGGACGGUGGCGUAGGACGAAAAGCAGCCAUAUUGACAGCUGGCUGCAAUUUGGGACGUUGCUGCCAGGAACAUUUGGCUAA
Hemiscyllium ocellatum (epaulette shark) is the source of this 3609-nucleotide messenger RNA. It is a transcript of the gene kl, whose product is annotated as klotho. Lineage: Eukaryota; Metazoa; Chordata; Chondrichthyes; Orectolobiformes; Hemiscylliidae. Bases 631 to 3609 code for a protein of 992 amino acids. Gene Ontology annotation, biological process: carbohydrate metabolic process. The transcript is spliced from 6 exons. The record is from RefSeq and is a predicted model, not a curated record. Gene Ontology annotation, molecular function: hydrolase activity, hydrolyzing O-glycosyl compounds.